CGUGCCCGCGGCCCCGGGGGAGGCGACGGCGGCGGGAGCGAGCAUGGCCCCCCUCGGCCUCGGCACCGCCUGCCUCCUCCUGCUCUACCUCGUCGGGACCGUCAUCGCCGGGCGGGAUUUCUAUAAGAUCCUGGGGGUGCCCCGCAGCGCCUCCGUAAAGGACAUUAAAAAGGCCUAUAGGAAACUGGCCCUUCAGCUCCAUCCCGACCGGAACCCCGAUGAUCCACGAGCGCAGGAGAAGUUCCAGGAUCUGGGGGCCGCCUACGAGGUGCUGUCGGAUGAAGAGAAGCGAAAACAGUACGACGCGUAUGGCGAGGAGGGAUUGAAAGACGGUCACCAAGGCUCCCACGGAGACAUUUUCUCCCACUUCUUCGGGGACUUUGGCUUCAUGUUUGGAGGAAACCCACGCCAGCAGGAUCGGAACAUUCCAAGAGGGAGUGACAUCAUUGUGGAUCUAGAAGUAACCUUAGAGGAAGUGUAUUCUGGAAACUUCGUGGAAGUGGUUCGAAACAAACCAGUGGCCAGGCAGGCCCCCGGCAAACGGAAAUGUAACUGCCGGCAGGAGAUGAGGACCACCCAGCUGGGACCCGGCCGCUUCCAGAUGACCCAAGAAGUGGUCUGCGACGAGUGCCCCAACGUCAAGCUUGUAAAUGAAGAGCGAACGCUGGAAGUGGAAAUAGAGCCCGGGGUGAGAGACGGCAUGGAGUACCCCUUCAUUGGCGAAGGUGAGCCCCACGUGGAUGGAGAGCCUGGAGACUUGCGCUUCCGAAUCAAAGUUCUCAAGCAUCCAGUGUUUGAAAGAAGAGGAGACGACUUAUACACAAACGUGACAAUCUCGCUGGUCGAGGCUCUGAUAGGUUUCGAGAUGGAUAUAGCCCACUUGGACGGACACAAGGUCCACGUUGCCCGGGAUAAAAUCACCAAACCUGGAGCUAAGCUAUGGAAGAAAGGGGAAGGACUGCCCAACUUUGACAACAACAACAUCAAAGGGUCCCUGAUCAUCACCUUUGAUGUGGAUUUUCCAAAAGAGCAGCUAACAGAAGAACAGCGAGAAGGUAUCAAACAGCUACUGAGACAAGGUUCAGUGCAGAAGGUAUACAAUGGACUGCAGGGAUAUUAAGAGUGAAUAAAGUUGGACUUUGUCUAAAAUGGAAGUGACGAUAUUUAUUAUCUGCAGAUGUUUGUGUUUUUUUAACAUGCGACUUUAUGAUUCUUACGAUCUUCAUUGAGGGUUUGAGACUCUGUAGUCCGAGAGAGAGUUUGUGAACCGCCAGCGGAUGGUCCGAUAUUGCCUCUCCCUUUGGGGGUCCAGAUUCCCGAUGCUGCCGGCAAAGUUUUAUAGGAAUUGAAGCAGCAAGAUGACUCAAGCAGAGGAAAAAAAUAAUCAUCUAAAGUGUGCUGGGUUGUUGCUGGUCAUUUCACUCGAAGGUGAAUCAACUGACAAGGUCUGUUUUUAAAUACAUUUUGUUGUCACUUUUU
Messenger RNA from Tachyglossus aculeatus (Australian echidna), 1479 nucleotides. RefSeq names its product DnaJ heat shock protein family (Hsp40) member B11 (gene DNAJB11). NCBI's taxonomy places the organism in Eukaryota, Metazoa, Chordata, Mammalia, Monotremata, Tachyglossidae. The transcript has 10 exons. Gene Ontology annotation, molecular function: misfolded protein binding. Gene Ontology annotation, cellular component: endoplasmic reticulum. Gene Ontology annotation, biological process: protein maturation; protein folding. The coding region runs from base 44 to 1120 and encodes 358 amino acids. The record is from RefSeq and is a predicted model, not a curated record.